AUGACACAAGAAGAAGGCUAUGAAUUUACUACCUUCAGAGGGUCUGACGCCGGCGUAGUAGCUUCCAAGACGAAACGAGCGCCCCUGACGAGCAACCAAGUGCUGAUCUCCAUCACUCACUCUGGCUUGUGUGGAACGGACCAACAUUAUCGAAAGGCCGGCUGUGUACUUGGACAUGAAGGCAUAGGCGUUGUCCAGGCUCUGGGGCCAGAUGUGAGAACCCUGAGGAUCGGACAGCGGGUUGGCUGGGGUUAUGUUCACGGCACAUGUUACAAGUGUCGGCAAUGCCUUGAAGGCUACGACCAGUUCUGUUCGGCACGCCAAGUAUACGGGGUGACAAAUCUUGACCAAGGGUCCAUGGGAUAUGCAGCUAUAUGGCCCGAAUCCUCCCUUUAUGCAAUACCCGACAAGCUCUCCUCGCUCGACGCCGCACCCAUGAUGUGUGCUGGAGCAAGCAUAUUCGGCAUCUACGAACAAUGCGGCAUCAAACCCAACGAUAGAGUUGGGAUUAUAGGGUUAGGGGGCCUUGGCCACAUGGCACUGAUAUUCGGAGCCAAGCUGGGCUUGGAAACCGUCGUCUUUACGCAUAGUGUUGCAAAACAAGUUGACGCUAUUGUCAUGGGUGCAACAGAAUUCAUCCCCCUUGAAGACCUGCCACGCAUUAUCUCUGCUCGGCGGAAACGCCGGGACAGUGAUAGUGGUAUUGAUGACCAGGAAAGGAAUAGCAUAGAUGAUGGAAGCGAAGGCGACGCUGGGAACAUCCGACCGCUUGACCACUUGAUAGUCACCACUACAGAGAAUGUAGAUUGGCCUACCUUUUUUGAACUCAUGGCUCCACGUGGUACAGUGCAUAUGCUAGCCGGGAACAUAAAGGACAAUCUUGUUGUGCCCUCUGCGGCGUUGAUCGACUCCGGGCUACGGGUGUUCGGUAGCCUUGUUGCCCCGAGAAGCGUCAUGAUUCGAAUGUUGGACUUUGCUGCCAGAAGUCGGGUGAAACCAAUAGUGCAGAAAUUCCCCCUCACCGCAGACGGGGUUAAUACUGCAUUCCAGAAACUGGAUGAGGGGACCAUUCGAUACCGCGGAGUGCUGGAAACCCCGAGGGACUGUUUAUACAAGGUUUCACAAUAG
Molecule: messenger RNA, 1128 nt
Organism: Trichophyton rubrum CBS 118892
Lineage: Eukaryota; Fungi; Ascomycota; Eurotiomycetes; Onygenales; Arthrodermataceae
Exons: 3
Coding region: 1-1128 (375 amino acids)
Biological process (GO): alcohol metabolic process
Molecular function (GO): zinc ion binding; alcohol dehydrogenase (NADP+) activity
Source: RefSeq, a predicted model, not a curated record